Molecule: messenger RNA, 1972 nt
Organism: Hevea brasiliensis (rubber tree)
Lineage: Eukaryota; Viridiplantae; Streptophyta; Magnoliopsida; Malpighiales; Euphorbiaceae
Product: protein AGENET DOMAIN (AGD)-CONTAINING P1
Exons: 4
Coding region: 182-1654 (490 amino acids)
Source: RefSeq, a predicted model, not a curated record
CAACUUCUCCCUUAAAAAUUAGGCCAAUUUGUUUGCCACUCUAGCUCCCGCCAGUACUCAUUUCUUGCCCGUACCGUAUUAGCUUUCAGUGAUCACGCAGACACGCACUUCUUCCUUCUCAACUCCCUCUCUAGGGUUUCUCUUUAGCUAUUUCGCUCCCUGAAACCCUAAGUAUAGCAAAAUGUCUCAUCUUUCACACACCCAUUUUCACAAAGGUGACCAAAUUGAGGUCUUGAAGUUAGAAAAUGGUCCCAACACUCUAACGUACUAUGCGGCUGCGGUGCUACGCUCACCGGUAAAGCAAAGGACCAAGAUCCUGAUCGAGUACCAGACCCUGAUGAUCAUCGAAUCGGACUGCCAAAAAUGCGUAACGGAGCUUGUUGAUUUAGCUAGCGUUAGGCCUAUGCCGCCAAGAGAGCUUAAUAAGUGCUUCAAAAUGGGAGAUAGUGUGGAUGUGUAUUGCGAUAAUGGGUGGCAAAAAGGGACCGUUAAGGACAUACUUGAGAAUUCUAAGUAUGUUGUGGGGUUCGAUGGGAAAAGUGAGGGGAUCGUGGCUGAACAGUGCAAUUUAAGGCUUCAUCGAGAAUGGGAUGAUGGGUCCUGGGUCCCUCCUCUUCCUGAACAAAACAUGUCAUCCCCGAUGGACAUGAAAUCCAGAAAGGUAAAGCUGAAGAUAAAAUGCAGCAAAAGGCUGUCAGAGCCAAUGUUCAGAAUGGGGACAAGAGUAGAAGUCAAAAGUGACGAAGAAGGUUACAAUGGUGCUUGGUAUGGUGCAUUUGUUGUUGGCACCAUUGGAAAUGACAAAUUUAUGGUGCAGUACCAGAACCUGGUAACAGAUGAUGAAACUGCACCUUUGAGAGAAGUAGUCAAUACGGAGCAUGUCAGACCCUGCCCACCCUCAGUUCCUUCAGAUGUCCAAUUUAAACUGUUUGAGAAGGUCGAUGCUUGGUUCAAUGAAGGUUGGUGGGAAGGUGAGGUUUCAGAAGUGCUAUAUGGAUUUAAGUAUAAGGUUUAUUUCAGCUCCUCAAAUGAAACUUUGGAGUUUAACCAUUCAGGAUUGAGGCAUCAUCAAGAAUGGAACAAUGGAAAAUGGAUAAAGGGGAAGUCAAUGAAAUUGAAGGGUAAUAAGACAAAUCAAAGGUUAAAGUUCUGCAAAGGGACAAUUGUGGAAGUAAAAAGUGAUGAAGUUGGUUUCCAGGGUGCUUGGUUUUCUGCAAUCAUUAUCAAGAAGAUGGGGAAUGGCAAAUUUUUGGUGCAAUAUCAGAGUCUUUUGACAGAUGAUGGAACUGAUUUUCUUACAGAAGAGGCAAGUGCUUCAGACAUAAGACCUUCUCCCCCUCAUAUUCAACAUGCCUACCCUUUCAAACUGCUUGAAAAGGUUGAUGCUUGGUACAGUGAUGGAUGGUGGUUCGGUUGCAUAAUCAAAGUUCACAAGAACAUGAAGUACACAGUCUACUUCCAGGCAACAGAGGAAUUGGAAUUUCAUCACUCUGAACUGAGGCCUCAUCAAGAGUGGAUUGAUGGACGUUGGGUCGCAUCUUCUAAGAUGUCUAAUGUCGAAUCUAUGUUUGGAAAUACUUCUUUGUGGUGCCAAUGCAACCAAAAACACUUGGUGUCUCUUUUCAGCAAUCCAUAUAAAUUUAUGUCCCAGUAAGCCUCUUUUUUGUGUUUGCGUGGUAGGCUUCAUAAGCAUAAUCAAUACUGGCUUAUUGGAUUUUUUUAAUGAAGUAGGAAGUGCUCAUAAAAUUCUUUGCUGAUUGAUCAACUAGGAAGUGUCAUCUUUCUGAUUGCAUUAACAGAUGUUAGAAAUGCUUUUUGGAUUAAAAAUGCCCUUUUAUUUUAAAAAUGCCCUUGUUGCUCUAAACUAACUACUGCCCUGGCCAGUGUCAUCUCUAGUUAUAUGUUUUAUUUAUUUUCCACUAACACCAUUUAACUGCAUCAAUUUUCCCUGUUCUCCCCCUUUCUUUUCAUA